Cantharellus anzutake is the source of this 1112-nucleotide messenger RNA. RefSeq lists its product as uncharacterized. The record is from RefSeq and is a predicted model, not a curated record. The transcript has a single exon. The coding region runs from base 501 to 854 and encodes 117 amino acids. NCBI's taxonomy places the organism in Eukaryota, Fungi, Basidiomycota, Agaricomycetes, Cantharellales, Hydnaceae. Gene Ontology annotation, molecular function: protein binding.
AUCAUCCGGCGGUGGCUCAAGUGAAUGCGAACAUUGUUCGGCAUCACGAAGCGAACAACGAGAUUCCCUUGCCCUUUUCGGGCUUCUUAGAAAAUUUUGGCAGUGAUCCCGCUGGCGGGGAUGGCGUAUCGUUCACUGAGAAGCCGCCGUUGUCCCCACCAGGUCUGAAGCGCCACUCCGUUUCUAGCAACUACUCUGUCUCCGUGUCGGUUGGGAGGACUCGUAAUUCUCCCCGUUCCGACUCGAUAAGUUCCCAAGGUGGUUCUCAGAGACCGACAAUACACCACUCUGUAGCCUCACUUGACGGGCCUUCCCGGGCUAGUUUCCUGUCCAUCCACUCCCAGCAUUCUCCUGGUCCCCUUCAGCCCCCAAAUUCGCCCUUCCGUCGCAACUUCCCAUUGGACCCGUUGGACACUUCUCAUUCGCGUGGACAUUCGACUGCGUCCUCUGUCGCGACGACUCGUUCUGCGCUUAUAUACGCACUCAAUGCCAAGAGCGGGAUGCGCAAAACUGCAUUACGACCAUUCCAACACUUACUUCCUGACGAGCUUGAUGUAAAAGUUGGCGAUCAAUUAUCGCUUCUACAGACUUUCGAUGAUGGGUGGUGCAUAUGCGUUGCUGAGGAGCCUGCUGGAUCAGCUUCUAAUAGCAUCGGUGACAUUAGAAUGGGCUGCGUUCCAUUAUGGGUCUUUGAACGCAUGCCGAAAGGGAAGGAGGGGGCAUCGCCGAUGAGGACAAUGAGGAGCACCAGUUUGGCCAUCACUGUCGAAGUUUCACCACCUAGCCCAGGGACCCUGGCCGGACCAGCCGCGCCUUGGGACAGAACGAAUACGAUUUCUUGGUCGAAUUUUUAGGACAAUGGGCCGUGUGGUUAUACCCAAUCUACGGCCCCCCAUUGAUGUCCCCUUGUCGUUCGUGUGCAGAUUGCAUAUUCUUAUCGCCUGCUUUCUUUAUUUAACCCGACUCUCUUGAUGAAGUCUUACUUUUGUUUUCACUUCGUUGACGUAUGUCUUUUCCAGACCUUAGUUUCAUGUAACUCGUGCCAGUUACAUCGUUUCAUAACGAGUGUCAGUUCAUGCCAAACACAUCAAAGUUUAACAUUCUAUUUGAUA